This is a messenger RNA of Erythranthe guttata (spotted monkey flower), 1926 nucleotides long. NCBI's taxonomy places the organism in Eukaryota, Viridiplantae, Streptophyta, Magnoliopsida, Lamiales, Phrymaceae. The record is from RefSeq and is a predicted model, not a curated record.
AGAAAAACCAGCAACCCUAAAAAAGUUUUUUUUUUUCUCAUUUCUGAUCUGCUUCACAUGAUAAAUCCCAAACUUUCUUCUUACCGUCAAUCCAAGAACAAGUAUAAAUCCACACACACACACACACACACACACACACACAGAAGGUGUAUACUUCUUGAAUUCUAUAUAUAGAAAAAAAAAAUUGUUUUUUUUUUCUUUUUCUAGGGUUUCAAGAUUGUAUCUCUUUUUUUUUUAAAAGAAAAUUCUGGGUGCAAUUUUUAGGGAAAGGAUAUAUAUACUCAGAGAGAGAGAGAGAGAGAGAGAGAGAGAGAGAGAGAGAGAGAGAGAGAGAGAGAGAGAGAGAGAGAGAGAGAGAGAGAGAGAGAGAGAGAAUGGGGAGGGGGAGAGUGGAGCUGAAGAGAAUAGAGAACAAGAUAAAUAGGCAGGUUACAUUUGCAAAGAGACGAAAGGUCUACUCAAAACAAAAAUGCAGCAUGCUAAAGACACUUGAAAGGUACCAAAAGUGCAGUUAUGGUUCAUUAGAGGUCAAUCAUCCUGGCAAAGAUAUUGAGCAAAGCAGCUACAGAGAAUACCUAAAACUAAAAUCCAAGUACGAGUCUCUCCAACGUUACCAGAGACAACUUCUUGGUGAUGAUUUGGGACCUCUAAACAUAAACGACCUCGAGCACAUCGAACUUCAAUUGGAGUCAUCGUUGAAGCACAUUCGGUCUACAAGGACACAGGUUAUGCUUGAUCAACUUUCUGAUCUUCAAUCAAAGGAGAAGUUAAUGGUGGAUGCUAAUAAGGCUUUGGAAAGAAAGCUAGAAGAAAUAUAUGCUGCAAAUCAAAUGCAGCAAUCCUGGGGGGAGCAAAGCAAUGCAUACAGCCAUCAUCAUCAGCAUGCUCAAUCUCAGGGCUUUUUUCAGCCGUUGGAUUGCAACUCCACUCUUCAGAUUGGAUAUGGUGAGCCAGUGAGUUCAAGCCAGAUGACAACACAAGUAACUGAUGUCCAAAAUGUGAAUGGAAUGGUACCUGGUUGGAUGCUUUUAGUAGUAAUGGGUCGAGGUAGGGUUGAGUUGAAGCGGAUCGAGAACAAGAUAAGCAGACAAGUGACGUUUUCGAAGAGGAGGUCUGGUUUGUCUAAAAAGGCUAAAGAGAUCUCUGUGCUUUGUGAUGCUGAGGUUGCUUUGAUUGUUUUUUCCACCAAAGGCAAGCUCUUUGAGUUUUCUUCUGAUUCUAGCAUGGGAAGAAUUCUUGAAAGAUAUGAACAAUCCACCUACUCUCAGAAAAAAAUCGGCACCAAUUACGAACCCAAGGAAAAUCUGUCCCUUGAAUACCCAAAACUCGUCGCUCGUAUUGAACUUCUACAAAGAAAUAUGAGGAACUAUGAGGGAGAGGAACUGGACCCACUCAACUUGAGAGAGCUUCAGAGUUUGGAGCAACAGCUCGACACCGCUCUUAAGCGAAUUCGAACGAAGAAGAAUCAAGUCAUGCACGAGUCCGUUUCUCAGCUUCAGAAAAAGGAGAGAUCACUGCAGGAUCAGAACAACAUAUUAGCAAAGCAGGUGAAGGAAAAGGAGAAGCAGGAGCAAAUUGGGGAGAUCACACAGCAGGAACAUAGGAUUCCUUCCUUAACUAUUGGUGGCGGGUGCCAGCAAGAAGAAGAGGAUGGCAAUCGUACUCGUCUGAAAGAAUCUCACGCCGUCAUUCCACCGUGGCUCCUCCCCAGAUGAUGAAAACUCCGGUGACGAGUUUAUUAUCCUACGUAUUACAGUUGAAUAAUUGGUAUUUUGUAUUGUAAAAUCUUGGGAAUGCAGAAAUUAGUACGUUUUUGCACAGGUAAAAAAAAUACUGGGAGCUGAUUUAAUUUAUACAAGGCUAGUAUUGUACAUAAGUAUUUACCAGAAUUAAGAAUGUCAGGCUGGUAUUUGUACAAGGUUUAAU